AUCAAAAUAGUGUUAGUAACGCCUCAAAACACAUUUGAUUUUCGUAUGGCUUUGGAUACAGUGCAAAAUGUUGAAAACUACAUUCGAGACAUUGCAAAAGAUCGUAGAUGCAGAUUUGAUGAAAACUUUCACGAUUAUGAUAACUUAAGGUCUGGAUAUGUCACUGGAAACCAAUUCUUAAGAAUUUUAAGAAAUUUGAUUGGUGUUCCACUUGACGUUUCACAGGAAAAACUUCUAUUUAAAAAAUAUGGGGUUGAUAAGAAUCGGUAUAUUAACUGGAGGAAAUUUGUUCGCGAAAUAGAAGGUAAAUAUGAUGAAAAUGAUUUUAGUGUAACCCCGGAAUCCAAGGUUCUCCAAACAAUCGAAUCUCCGAGCGUAGGCACAAAAUCACAGCAUAAGCUGUACAAUGAUGGAAAAUUGGAAUACAUAAAACCACUUCUUUCGAGAAUCAAUCAAUUUAUCCGUAACCAAGGUUAUAUAAUACGCCAGUGUUAUAAACAGUACGAUGUUCAUAACUUAGGUGAGGUGACGGAAAGCCAAUUUUUCAGAGGGUUUCCUGGUCCGAAGGAUGUCAGUGAUGAAGAAAUGAUGUCACUAGUUCAGUGUUAUAAAUCACUAACUAAUCCUGGUCUUGUAGACUAUCUAGCUUUUGAAAAAGACCUUGAAAUGAUUGACUCAUACGAAAAAGCAUUGGAAGACAACACAAAACUUGCAAAAGACAAAAAUAUUGAUCAUGUCUUCCAAAAAGAUAAUUUAUUAAUUCCAUCACAACAUAUGAUCAUUGAUCGCAUAAAAGUUACUAUUCGGAACCGUGGUAUACGUGUUAUGGACUUUUUUAUGGAUUACGAUAAAUUAAGACAUGAUGAGGUAACGGAACAUCAGUUCACAUGUGCUCUCCUAUCAUCUGUUGGUAAGGAAGCUAAAUUAAGUCGUGAGGAGGUUCAAAUGCUUGCAAACUACUACCGUUCAACAACAAACCCUCAGUUCAUCAAUUAUCGCGAAUUUUGUAGAGAAGUUGACUCACCUUUUCAGACGCUGUAUUUGGAGAAGGAUCCGUUAAAACCAAUUACUAUACCAGCUAGAGGUGCACUUUCACAGCCUUUAUGCGUAUUAAGCCAAGAAGACGAAGAUCGUGUAUCUAAACUAGUUGAAGAAAUUAAACGUCAAGUCCGUGAAAAAAGAAUCUUAACAUAUCCAUACUUUCAAGACUAUGAUAUGGGAUCAUGUUUUUCGAGAAGUAUUACCAAUACACAAUUUGAAAGAGUAUUACACUUUCUUGGUUUGAAUCUGAGUAAAGAAGAUUGUCGUCGUUUAUGUAGAAAAUUUGCGAAUCCUACGAAUGGUUGUAUUAAUUAUGGAGCAUUCUGCGAAAGGAUAGAUGACUGGUUUACCGCCGCGGCCCCUGUAAAUUUCGAUGAAGAUAACCCAGGAGAUGUGAAUUUUGAAGUAUCAAACAAGGUUGUAACAAAAUGCACUCCUGAAAUAGGUGAUACACGCUGUGGUAAAAAUGUAGUCCAACGAAAUCGGCAUUCAACAGUGAUACCAGUAAUUUUAUCAGCUGGGGAUCAAUGGCCUGUUGAGGUUUUAUUAAACCGUAUCCGACAUUUGGUUCUAGUUAACCGUAUACCAUUAAAACCUGGGUUUCACGAUUUCGAUCGUUUACGUAGUGGCUAUGUAACACGAUCUCAGUUUGAACGUUGUUUAACGGCCGCAGGGCUAACACGUUUAGACCUGCACGAUCUUACACCAGUACAAGUAAACAUCUUGGUAGAUAGAUACGUGUCUUCAACUGAUCCCAACAUGGUGAACUGGAUAAAAUUUGUUAAUGAUGUAGAAACAGUAUUUACUCUACCGGAGUUGGAAAAACAACCACUCACUCGUGUACUACCACAAGAAACAUUUAUCCAACCGAAACCGGGUACAGCAGAUUGGACGUUAGCAACUGAAGAAAUGAAACAGAACUAUGAAAAUGGUAUGAGAAUUUUAAGACAAAAAGUAAAUGAACGUCGGUUGGAAUUAACUCCAGAUUUUGCGGCUUUCGAUUUUUUACACCGUGGAAUAGUGACAACAAAUAAUUUCCGUCAACUGAUAAGUAUGUAUGAUUUUUGUUUGUCGCCGGCAGAAAUUGAUGCUAUCAUAUCACGUUAUGCCAAUGAUGAUGGGUUCAAUUACUUAGACUUUCUAAACCACCUCUGUCCACCGAAAUUAGAAGAAAACGAAUAUAAGUAUCCAGAACGUUUAGCUACAUCACAGAGAAUAAAUAAACUGAGUAAAGAAAAAACGGAAAUAGAACCUGUAAUGGGAGAUGCUGAAGGUAUUAUGGAUACACUGAAAGCAGAGGUAUAUUUACAGUUUUAGAUAAUUUCAAUGCAUAAACGACUUAACGAGAUAUUCGGAAAUUAGAUUUGCGCAAUAUAUCAUAUCGAUUUUCAUUAUUUUUACCUUAACCAUUGCGCAUACCUGCCUUCCUGCUCUGAAUUGUUAAAAAAUUGUCAGAGACAAGUGCUUAUCAUCGCGAAAUAACUUUAUACACCUGACUAUUGUAAAGUUUCUUCCAGGAAUUUUUAAUUCAUCACCGUCAUCUCGUGCAUGUGCCGCCGAUAAAAUCACGAGACUGAGAGCAGGUAAUUCAUCCUAAAAUGAGGAUAAGUGGACAGAGAUAUAUUUCCACAAGAUUUAAAGAAACCUAGAUCGUAAAAUGCUUGUACAGAUAGACUAAAGGAUCUGGACGGAAGGAAUGAUAUAUGUAUCUACUGCAUUUAUUAUCUACAAUGUGCACUUAAUUUUUAUUCAAUUUUAAUGCCUAGGUAACAAGGUGAUCGAAAAUCCGGGGGAUGUAUCCCUGAAUUGUUAAAUGUCGAGGUUCGGUCACCCAAGCAGAGACACAUCUUUCAAAAAAAUAAUACGCCUCAAACCUUAUGGUUUUUGUGUCAUGUGAAUUCGUGUCCAAGGUUUUACAGAUAAAGUUUAUAAACUCAGUGACAGAUAACUCAUAUCAACUGAUUGAUGCGAUUAGCAUAAAAUAGACGUAAAUCAAUAUGAAUACCAGCAUAUAAGUAAUCUCAAAUUGGCUCCUAGAAUUUAAUUUAGCAAAAUGAACGAUAGCUACAUUGAGUGGAAAGAUUAUCCAUCACAUAAUGAAUAUUCCGUGCUUAUCCUGAUAAAAGGGAUUAGUCAAAGUACAAAUAAGAAUUAUGGUGUUGCAGAGUGGUUUUAUCAAGGAAAAGCUAGACAAUACUGUAGUACACAGAAAUAUGGGGUUGAACUAUUUUAAGAAAUAUUAGGCUUAUCCUAUAGUUGUUUUGUACAUAUACACCUCCCGUUAUUGCAAGUUCUCUCGUUCAUUACCUUUAUUUAUUUAAAUUAUUUUGUUUUAUUCUCAUAAGACGACUUGUAAAAUAUUUCUAUAAGAUAGUUAAAUAUACUGUUGUCGAAAUAUAUGUGGCAGUAGAUGUAAUAUCAGCGGGUUAACACCUCAACCAUGUAUUUUGUUAUAUCUAAAACCAGUACGUUUGUAUCUUUACUUGUAAAUAAUUCGUCAUGCUGUUAAAUCUUAUUGUAGGUAUACCGCAGAAGUCUGAGAUUAUCUGAUUGGUUUCGCGAUCAUGAUAAACUCAAUCAUGGAUACUUACAAAGAAUAACGUUUCGGCGAUGUCUAGGGGUUCUCAAUCUAAAAAUUAAUGAGAAAAGUCUAAGUAUUCUUGAAGACAGGUACUUUUAUUUAGUUCCUUUUCUACAAAUAGCGCAUGAAACCAGAAGGAAUAAUGAAAAAGUCAUACAGUUUAAUAGUGUUUUGCGUUUAAAUAAUUCAGUUUGUAUAAAUUAAACUGCAUAUAGAAUCUGUUUUCUUGCAUCACGUAGUGUAUGUGUAUGUAUUCACAAUUGCAGUAAUAAUUUUACUUAUAUAGAUGAGUGUAAUUAUCUGGUCGCUAAGGUACUGGGUUAAACACCUUAAAUGAUGGACAUUGACUCAUAAGGUCACGAGUUUGAAUACAACUCUACCUUACAUUACAAGUGUAGCUCAAAAUUUGACAUUAAAUAGCAUCAAAUAUCUCAGUAGUCUUCAUAUAAGGGAUUUAUUGUGGCAACUAGUUUGCGAAAUCACAUUCUUAUAACCUCUAACAUCAGUGAUCCUACUAAAACGAGUACUUUUACAAUAUAAAAAGAUUUAGGGACCAUUUUAAAUGACAUUAUAUUACAUCGAAAAGCGAAAUCGUUUCAGGACCGUUCGUUCUGUAAAACAUGGUUUUGGCUGCCUACAUAAUAAUUCCUACAUUUUCUUUUUUAUGUUAGGAAUUAACUCAGCAAAGCCAAAUGUACGUCGUUAUAUUUAACAAUGACUAGACAUUUGGGAAUGUACCAGGUCAUUGUGAAACAUGCAGAAAUGUGGCCAUAAAUCCUUUAAUCGGUUGUUGGGUAGUGGGUGAUUUCAUCUUAUUCACGCCUCCUAGAUAGUCACUUGUUGAUGAAGUACAGACGACUUGUUGUCGGACAUAACAAUAUGCACUUAGUAUGAGUGAAAUGCACUUAAAGUUGUUCAAGUUGUUACAGUUUAUAAUGAAGUGAAACAAAACACUAAUCAAGACUAUAAUAUUCCGGAAUAACUAGCGCCUAUACGAUUAAUUACUGUAAUCCAAUUGAUUUGUAUAUUACCCUAUACUUGAUUAUCUUGAACUAAUAUGAGAUGCCUUGGACAAAAAUCUAAAAUCGGUUAUUAUAAAGAAGACGCAACAUAACACUUUGUCUAUAGACUGAUUUAAUUUUACUGAUACAUUCUCACUAAAUAUCGAGAUAGAUAAAAAAGGAACCAUCAAUUUCGUGAAAAUAUAACUUAUUGGUAUCAUUUACUGUUCAAUUUGGUGGUGUAUUUUAGAUAUUUUAUUAAAAUAUCUUAGGAAUGGUAUCACUUGAAUUAAUAGAAGCGGUUUCGAUUGGUAAACUAAAGUUUAAUGUGUAAAAUGAUAAAUGUAAUAGAAAACAUUAAACAUUAGUUGCUACAUUCAACUGUUUUAAAAGAAGGUCUGUUUAAAGUUUGUUCAUAAUCAGACGGAAUAAUUUACAGUUUUAGUCAGUAAUUAGGUAAAAAAAGAUCUACAAAGUGUGCGACCAGUAGAAUAACAAAUACAUCAGUCAUUUCUUAUUCAAGUGCAAUGAAUUUAUUAGUGUCUCGGUGAGUGGUGAUACGAAAUUCUGAACCAUGAUAAUCUGAUGCUAAAUGUGCCAUUUUUAAGAGAGUGACAUUACUAUUGAAAAAAUUUCUCUUGUAGCAGUCAUAAUUUAAUAUGUGAUCUAUGGGCAUCAUAUUCUGUUUAUUUUUGCAGAUAUAAAGGUUCAUUGCCUGAUACAGUAGACUGGCGGGCAUUUGUUAAUGAUGUUGAGACUGUAUUUCAAACACCAAACUUAGAAAAAGAUCCACUAAUUGAACCUAGUACAUAUAAACCUGAUUCAUCAGUUGCCCAGAACCACUUGACAGCUGAAUUAGCUAAAUCUGCUGACGAGGCUAUUCUUAAGAUAGCAGCUAAAGUUAAACAACGUAGAAUACUACUGUUACCAAUGUUCAGUGAUUUUGACGAAACUCAUCGAUUAACAGUUAAUCAAAGUCAAUUUCGUCGUGUUCUAACGACACUUGGACUUGGGGAGUCAUUAACAGAAAAAGAAUGGAUUGCAUUGUAUUGCAAAUAUUGUCAUCAAAUGGGUCUAGCAAACAACGUCAAUUAUCAAGCCUUUAUUGAUGAUAUUUACACAGCAGCUGGUGUUGAUCCGCGUAUGCCGUAGUCAUAACUAAUUAUGAGGAUUCGUAACAUUAUAGUACAAUCUAUGUUUGAUUAACAAAAACCAAAAUUUUAAUUACUGAGACAAAAAUUCUAUCCUAUUAAACAACUUUAUCUGUAGUGAAACGAACAAUAAUUGUUUGUUAUGUGACACGAGGAUAGGCGAAAUACAGUAAAUUGUUCAUGAUGACAUACCAGAAAUAAAAAUAUUUCUUGAGGUUUUGGUUGGUCUUAACAGUUGGGAAAGCUCUAUAACUUUUCGGACAACAAAUAUGAAUGUGAAUUUGUU
Molecule: messenger RNA, 6060 nt
Organism: Schistosoma rodhaini
Lineage: Eukaryota; Metazoa; Platyhelminthes; Trematoda; Strigeidida; Schistosomatidae
Source: the annotation of a GenBank genome assembly